Physcomitrium patens is the source of this 1889-nucleotide messenger RNA. The record is from RefSeq and is a predicted model, not a curated record. Lineage: Eukaryota; Viridiplantae; Streptophyta; Bryopsida; Funariales; Funariaceae.
UCAUUCAUUCUUUGUGCCAUUGUGUGUCUUUGUCUCCCUUUCGAUUCAUUUGCAAAUUUCGUCUACACAGAGCUGCGUGGCAGCUGGCCAUGGCGAACCUUGUGCGGAGGAUGGUGGGAGCGACGACCGGCAGGGGCGCGGUUGUGGCCACAGAGAUUUUAACUCGGGGUCUUCUUUCGUGCAGAGUUCUCUCUACCUCUGCAGAGACUACAGCCACAUCAACCGAGGUUGACUUUUCCAGAGGAACGCCUUCUGCUUCUCCUGAGGAGCUUGGAAUGGAGGCAUUGACACCGGUGAGAAUUGUAGAGAUGCUGGAUCGUUACAUAGUAGGACAGCAGGACGCUAAACGGGCAGUCGCGGUGGCACUCCGAAAUAGAUGGCGACGACAUCGCAUUCCAGACGCGUUAAGAGAUGAGAUAGUACCAAAGAACAUUCUCAUGAUCGGUCCAACAGGUUGCGGGAAGACAGAGAUUGCUAGACGGCUUGCAAAGAUAGCAUAUGCACCGUUUGUGAAGGUCGAAGCGACGAAAUUCACAGAAGUUGGGUUUCAUGGUCGAGACGUCGACCAAAUUAUACGAGAUUUAGUUGACAAUGCCAUUGCCUUGCAACGACAGAAGGUUCGUGCAAAGUUGGUCAAGGAAGUGGAAAAGGCCGUUGAAGCCCGCCUGCUGGACAUUUUCAUGGCUCGGCAACGGCCCCCUGUGGAGGGCGAAUCUGCAGUACCGGGAGCUCGUGCUGACUAUGAAACAUUCAGGAAGCUUUAUAGGGAUGGCGCAUUAGACAAUCGCAAAAUACAGCUUGAUAUACCUGACGGAAGAUCUCGGCUUCCUUUGGAGAUAGGAGGUGUUAGUGGGUUUGGUGUAAAUGAGUUGAUUUUCCGGUUGCCUCAGAUGGAGAAAGUUUUCAAGUCGCAGAGGAUGGAGAGGAUGGAAAUUACUAUUGGAGAGGCAAAACCAAUCUUGCGAGAGAUUGAAAUGGAGAAACAUCUCAAUUCAGAUCAAAUCACGAAGGAUGCUAUACUGCUUGCAGAAUCGGAUGGUAUUGUCUUUAUUGAUGAGAUUGACAAGAUUGUUACCAACCACGAGACUAGACAUGGAGCAGAUGCAAGCUCCGAAGGGGUUCAGCGCGACUUGCUGCCAAUCAUUGAGGGCAGUAUGGUGAAUACAAAGUAUGGCAACGUGAACACAGAUCAUAUUCUUUUCAUUUGUAGUGGUGCAUUUCAUUCAUGUAAACCAAGCGACAUGCUUGCCGAGUUGCAAGGGCGAUUACCCAUUCGGGUGGAGCUAAAAGGCUUGGGAAGAGAGGAUUUGUAUCGGAUAUUGACCGAGCCCGAGACAAACAUGAUUCGGCAGCAGCAACUAUUGAUGAAGACAGAGGACAUUAAUCUGGUAUUUACGGACGACGCUAUUGAAGAACUUGCAACAGUGGCUGCUGAGGUCAAUCGAUCAGUUGAUAAUAUAGGUGCUAGAAGGCUACAUACGGUUAUUGAGCGGGUUGUGGAGGAUAUAAGCUUUCAUGCUCCAGAGAGGGCUGGCGAAACAUAUACAAUUGAUAAAGAGAGUGUGCAGCGGGCAGUUGGAGACCUUUUGAAAAAGUCUGACCUGUCAAGAUUUGUGCUCUAAAUCUCAUAUGAUACAUAACUGUAGGACCCUACGCAUUCCUGUCAUCUGCAAGCAGAGUGCUUGAAAAUUGGACUUCUACGCUUUAAUUUACAUGGAGGCAUUACCCGAACAAGUCCUUGAGUAUCUAAGAUCAUCAAGAACCACUGAUGUCUUUCGUUAUAGUGAUUCCUUGGUCUAUGCAGAUUUAUAGUUGAGUUCACAGCUUGUUUCUUGGCAGUUGAGAAGAAGACGAAAUUGAUGCAAUUCUAGUUUCUAUAUUUUUGCCCC